Candidozyma duobushaemuli is the source of this 3798-nucleotide messenger RNA. It is a transcript of the gene TRK1, whose product is annotated as Trk1p. The record is from RefSeq and is a predicted model, not a curated record. Lineage: Eukaryota; Fungi; Ascomycota; Pichiomycetes; Serinales; Metschnikowiaceae. Gene Ontology annotation, cellular component: plasma membrane. The transcript has 3 exons. Gene Ontology annotation, biological process: rRNA processing; potassium ion import across plasma membrane; intracellular potassium ion homeostasis. Gene Ontology annotation, molecular function: high-affinity potassium ion transmembrane transporter activity; rRNA binding. Bases 1 to 3798 code for a protein of 1265 amino acids.
AUGGCCUCAAUAAGUCGAGCCUACCAAGGGCUCCGAAACAUCUUUACAGACAAACAUGGCAAGUCCGCAGGCCACAUGCUCCGAGACACCAUUCAGGCUGUGGCACUGGCCGUUCAUCCCUACUUGAAGGUGGUUAUUCCCAACUUCAGAGCGGCCCACUACUUCUACAUCAUUUUCAUGGCCUUCUUAGGGUCGGUAAUUGUAUAUCCAAUUGCCAAUUUUGCAUACAUUGACAUCUUGUUUCUCAUGUCGGGUGCCGCCACUCAGGCUGGUUUGAACACUGUCAACUUGAACGAACUACGGCUUCUGCAGCAGAUAUUCGUUUACAUAUUCACCACGUUGUGCACACCAAUCUUCAUCCAUAGCUCCUUGCUUUGCAUUCGUCUCUUCUGGUUUGAACGCCAGUUUGACAAUAUCAAGGAAUCCUCGAAGCUAGAUCACAAAAUGAGAAAGAGCGCUACGUUAGCAGCUCGUUCAAAUACAAAGGACUCGACAAGAAUGAAUACAGCCACAAAUCAAGAGCUUGGCUUGGAACAGCAAAGCCUGCCACAAAAAGAGGUGUCCUCUAGCUCCUCUCCAGCAUCAUCACGCAUCAAUGAAAAGACAAACGCAGUAAACGUUGCCUCCAGUCCGAAGCCUGCCGACCAUGCCAUUCGUUUUGAUAACCUACCGCAUCCGUCAAAAAGAAGAGAAGAGGUUGAGCCAUCCGACAUGUAUAAAUCGAUCGCCAUUUUGCAGAACAAGCACACUAGAAAACUAAGUUUUGCUGACGAGGAUGUCUUGGUCAUCAAGUCUCCAAAGGAAAUUGAGAGAGAUAAGAACACUCCUAUUUUCACGCGAAAGCAUCUGUUAUCAUUUUCUCCUCGAAGCUCAAAGAAAUGGAGGCUUCGAAGAGGAAGAAGAAGGGGCAACUGGGAGAAACUCAAACGGACCAUUCUGAAUAGCUCCUCUGGUAGGAGAUCGAAGAAGGGUUCGAAGAAGCCAGUCGAUGAAGACGCUGACAAUGUUUCCAUUGAUAGCGAGACUCAUGACCAGAGCAAAGAGAAAAAGAGUACUCUUAAGUUUGUCGAUGCCGUUGAAAAUAGUGACGACCAAGCUCAAUUGGAUAAUCUGGACUUGAGUGAUGACGAUAUUGACUUGCAUGCUCGCUACGACAACGCAUAUUUGAGCGGUAAUCUCGAUCACGAUGAGUCAUUCGAUGACGAAGAUGACGAUGACGAUGACGAUGAAGAUGACGAUGAAGAUGACGAUGAUGAUGAUGACGACGAUGAUGAUGAUGAUGAUGAUGUCGAUGAUGAUGUCGUCGGCGGUGACGAUGAAGAUGACGACGACGAUGAUAUAAUCGAUAAUGAUGAAGAUGAAGAUGAGGACAUUGACGAUGAUAUUGAUUACAGAGCCAAUCUCACAGACAACAGCCAAGCCAUCAUCGAUACAGAUGACGAGGAUGAUGGCGCCUUAGAUCCAAGGCAAGCAGGCCCAAAAGCCGGCCCUGGUAAUCAUAUGGAGACUGCAGUCCCUUCUAAUCGUGUGACCAAGUUUUCUGAGCCUGAAAAGGUUCCUCGCGAAAGAAAGGCACAUAGAAGGAAAGCAAUUAGAAGGUGGAGAACUCCUCUUUUGAUCUCAAGCUCCAACACUUUGAGAAACACUCCAAGUGCUGAUGGCGCAACCAGAGAUGACUCAGACGAAGAGCUGGAUGAACUGGAGGAUGACAAUCGAUUAACUCGGCAGAUGAGCACAAACUAUCUUUCGUGGACACCCACAGUGGGAAGAAAUUCUACAUUCGUGCAUCUCACAGAAGAACAAAAGAAUGAGCUUGGCGGGGUUGAGUACAGAGCUGUCAAGUUAUUGUUCAAAAUCUUGGCCGUAUACUAUAUCGGUUUUCAUGCCAUGGCCUUUUGCAUGCUUAUUGGAUUCAUCAAAGUUGACGAGAGCAAGGCUGCUGAGAUGAGAACAUUUGGAUUUUCUCCUAUUUGGUGGGCCUUUUUCACCGCUCAAUCAACAUUUAAUGAUUUAGGACUCACAAUCACACCAAACUCGAUGUCCAGCUUCAAUGAGUCACCAUACGUUUUGAUUGUUUGCUCAUUUUUUAUUGUGAUCGGAAAUACUGGCUUUCCUGUCUUACUUCGUUUUUUGAUUUGGUUACUCUUCAAAAUUGCCAGACCGAUGUCAUUGUUCAAAGAGUCCUUGGGCUUCCUUUUAGAUCAUCCAAGAAGAUGCUUCACUCUUCUCUUUCCUUCGGUUCCUACCUGGUGGCUUUUCCUGAUUUUAGUUGUUUUGAAUGCUGUGGAUUUGGUUCUUUUUGUCAUUUUGGAUUUGAAUAAUGACUCGUUGAGCUCAACUCCUAAAGGACUCAGGGUACUUGAUGGAUUAUUCCAAGCUUUCAGUACGCGUACAGCUGGAUUUAGCUGCAUUGAUUUGUCACAAUUGCAUCCUGCUGUUCAAGUCAGUUAUAUGAUUAUGAUGUACAUUUCCGUGCUUCCUUUGGCUAUUUCCAUCAGAAGAACCAACGUUUAUGAAGAACAGUCAUUGGGUAUAUAUUUGAAGGCGGCAGAAGAUGCAGAAGAUCCGGAUUCCACGCCCAAGAACUUCAUUGGCACACAUUUGAGACAUCAAUUGUCUUUCGACUUGUGGUUUGUGUUCUUGGGCUUAUUCAUCAUCUGCAUUGCAGAAGGUGGGAAGUUGCAGGCUGAUGAUCUUCGGUUUAGUGUCUUCGCAGUCAUGUUCGAAGUGGUAAGUGCCUAUGGUACCGUCGGGUUAUCCUUGGGCUACCCAAACGUGAACCAGUCGCUCACGUAUAAGUUCACGACUAUUUCCAAAUUAGUUAUUAUUGCCAUGAUGAUAAGAGGUCGUCACAGAGGUUUACCCUACUCGCUUGACAGAGCCAUCAUGUUGCCCGACAAGCAUAUGCGUCGCAGAGACAGAGUGCAAGAACAUCAUGCAAUUCAGCGUGCUACAACAUUGGAAUCAGCUCCUACAAGGGACACUUUCCGCGAGGAAGGUGCCAGAGAAAGAAGAGAAUACCUUUACAAAAAGUCCUUGGAGCUUCAGGAAACUGCCCAACUUGAGAAGAGACAAAAACUCAAGGCAGCACUUGCAUCGGGAAAGCCUCUCUCUAAAGAGCUUAGUGAAGACACAGAGCUUCACAAGAAUUUCAGAUAUGAUGAAAGUGAACAAGUCGACAUCGACGACGAAUACUCCGCCAUGAGUGGUAUCAACGAUCCCAAGAUCAUUGUUACUACUUCGAGGAAUCCAUCUGCCAAGUUACUACAAUUCUCCAAAGAGAUCAAGUUAAUGUUUCCCAACUCUAUGAAGCUAAACAGAGGUACCUAUGUCAUUCCAGAUCUCGUGAAGCUGUGUUCAAGAGCUAAUAUAAACGAUCUCAUCGUUCUUCAUGAGCACAGAGGUGUCCCCACUUCCCUUACUGUAUCGCAUUUCCCACAUGGGCCAUCAGCUGUUUUCACAUUGCAUAACGUCAAAUUGAGACACGAUUUACCAAACAUUGGUAACAUUUCCGAAGUAUACCCACAUCUUAUUUUUGAAAACUUUUCUACUGUAUUAGCGAAGAAGGACAGCUCUAGAGUGAUUACUUUCAUCAAUAACGACGACUUCAUCAGCGUCAGGCAUCAUGUUUUCGUAAAGACGAAAGAUGGUGUAGAGCUUAGUGAAGUGGGCCCUAGAUUUGAAAUGAGACUUCAUGAGCUCAGGCUCGGACUUCUUGACAAUAAGGAUGCCGAUGUUGAGUGGAAGACGAGACGCUUUGUCAGAACUGCCAACAGGAAAAACUACUUGGCUGAUUAA